GCGCCAACCCGGAAGUUGCUGAAACUCGAAGGACAACAAAAGUAGAUAGCGAGCAACUGUUACAGUUGGUUUUGUUAGUUUAUUUUGUGUUAACGUUAAGGCAAGAGUUAAUGGUUAAAAUACGUAUGUGGUUAAUAGGUAGUCCGUUAAGGUAAAGCUAGGACUGUUAUCGUUUUGUGUUUUGUAUUCCUAACCACAGUAGCCAGCACGCUUGCUAACGUUAGCAACACUGCCCCUCAACGGACAGACCAGGGUCAGGUGAUUAUCAAAUUAUUGAUUAAUUGAAAAAGUUAUUGACGCAGAAAUCAAACCAAUUUGCAGUAACAUGGAGGACAGGACCAAGGAACUCGAAAGACCCGGCGGUUGCUUGAGUGUCGGUCAGAAUUCAGAAGAGGCGACACCAACCGAUGGUAGCCGCCAGAACAGUGUUGACAACGAUGGAUCGGAAGACCACGAUGGGACGUCCAAUAAUGUUGACUCCGAGGAUGAGGUACAGUACUGGAGACUUGGACAAUAUCUAGUGUUUCUUAUAUUGCUAGUGGCGAGUCAUAAUAUACUGUUAUGAAUAUGGUAGUUACAUGGUAGCUACAAUGGUUUGUACUCUAUAAAUGUAAUGCACUGUAAUAUGGAAUUACAUUGUUUUUACAUCUUUUCACAGCCUGAACUCCCUCUUAAUCAAUUCUACCCUUAUAUCCGCUGUGCUCUCUGCUGCGGAUUCCUCAUUGAUGCCACCACCAUAACAGAGUGUCUGCACACUUGUGAGUUACGAUAAUUAAGAUGAACAUUCCUGAAAUAUGACUGCAAUCACUUCAGGCUCAUCACAUCAGUCAUAACUGCUUUGUUAUGUGUUUUCCCUUUCCCAGUUUGUAAAAGCUGCAUAGUGAAGCACUUCUUCUACAGCAACAGGUGUCCCAAUUGCAGCAUUGUGGUCCACCAGACACAACCACUGUACAAUAUAAGGUAUUGGUUUAUUGUAGUCCCCUGUAGCUCAGUUGGUAGAGCAUGGCGCUUGCAACGCCAGGGUUGUGGGUUGAUUUCCCACGGGGGCCCAGUAUGAAAAUGUAUGCACUCACUAACUGUAAGUCGCUCUGGAUAAGAGCGUCUGCUAAAAUGACAACAACAACAAAAAAGGUAAGCAUGCCUGCCUGACGAUAUCUAAGAGCACACAGGCUCUUGUCUUGUUCAAUUGUAUCAGAGGUUUUGAAUUUGAAGACAUCGGUUCAUGUUGUUUAUAACAGUUGUUCAAAAAGAGAGAUCAAAGGUUGUUUUUCUGCUAGUCAUCAUUCGUGUUCUUUAAAGAUGACGUUUCUAUGGUUACCCUCUCCCUGCUGGGGAGUUACCUGGUACACAAUAGCCUAGUGUGACGCACAGGUACUGAUUUGUCUGGCAGUAGAUGCCACUGUUAUCCAUUUCAAGCACUCGCUUGUCUACUGAAUCGCUGUGCACAACUCUGCUUUCUGCACAGUCCAAAGGGGCACAAAUGUACAGAUUACUAAUGUGCAAACUAGGGCUGUCCCAAACAAAAAUAUAUAUUGGUUGACCAAGAGUCAUCUGUUCCAAUCGAUUGGUUUACAUUUUUUAAUGUGUAUUUUUACAUAUAUAGACACCCUAUGUUUGAAUAAAAUAAACUAUAUCUAGGCUACUGAGCUUGUCUGAUACUUUCAGCAUGGCGCUUAAAAAUAAAGACACAAAAAAUCUCUGAAGCUGGAGACUCUUAUCUCCUUCACUAACUUUAAGCAUCAGUUGUCAGAGCACCUUACCGAUCACUGCACAGCCCAUCUGAAAUUAGCCCACCCAACUACCUCAUCCCCAUAUUGUUAUUUAUUUUGCUCAUUUGCACCCCAGUAUCUCUAUUUGCACAUAAUCUCUUGCAGAUGUCUAUCAUUCCAGUGUUAAUACUAAUUGUAAUUAUUUUGCACUAUGGCCUAUUUAUUGCCUUACCUCCAUAACUUGCUACAUUUGCACACACUGUAUAUAUAUUUCUGUAUUUUUUGACUUUAUGUUUUACCCCAUAUGUAACUCUGUUGUUGUUUUUAUCGCACUGCUUUGUUUUAUCUUGGCCAGGUCGCAGUUGUAAAUGAGAACUUGUUCUCAACUGGCUUACCUGGUUAAAUAAAGGUGAAAUAAAGAAAGAUGGAGCCAGAGAUCAAUAUAUAGCCUAACCAGAAGAAAAAAACCCUGUUCUGACCCUCGUCCUCCUGCUGCCCACUGCUACUGGCCUUUGCAGAUUCUGCAUUAUGCUCCUGAAGUUGCCGUUAAUAGGCUACACCAGGGGUCGGCAACCUUUUCCAUUUGGAUUGCCAAGUUAUCGUACCAUUUCUACUGAUCUGCGUUGCGUGCCAGUUAUGAUUUUCAUAUGCACAUUUCUGUGGAACAGUUUAAUUUCAUUUAUAGUAAAGUCUUCAUAUCUCAAAAUGUCAUGUGGUUAAUCAAAAUUAUAUCUUAAUGAAAAGGAUACAAAUCUAAAAGUAACUUCUAUUGCCAAUAUGUAAAAAUAGCCUACAUAAAGACAACAAAUAAAGACUUUGCAGCCCGCAGGUAGAAAAUAUCCUGAUAAAAAUAAGUAUCCUAUAAAUCACAUUGGCUACAAGGAACUUGAAACAUUGUAUCAACUAUUGUUUUAACUUGGUCAGGCCUGAAGCUCCUGCUAGCAAACUUGCAACAUUGUAUAAAUGUGAGCUCCAGACAGACAUAGCUGUAGGCUAUUUGCGCAAGGGAUAAGAAGUAAUCAGGUAGGACUAUUUUAGGAUGUUUCCACUGGAUCAGAGCAUGACAUUUUUCCCCCUUUCAUGCUGAGUGGUACUCGAAAGGAAGAGAGCUGGAAAGAUUUUUCACAUAGGCUACGUUGAGGAACUAUUGUCAUUCUCAAUGGAUGUAAAAACAGACUUUGUUUACUUGCUGUUUGAGGUGAAGAAAAAAUUACUUUGAGUAGCUUAUAUAUAUUUGCCACUGUUCGACUAAAAAAAUCUCGGUCGACCAACAGCCUGUCGACUAAAUGGGUGCAGCCCUAGUGCAAACUCAUUUUAAAUGUAAAUGUUGCCACGAUAAACUGACAUUUUCACUGAAACAACGUGUGCAGAAGUCCGCUUUGCAGUAGAUAACUAUAACUCUCCCAUUGGCCCAUUAUCAAUGAUAAUGGGGGGCCAGUAUGAAAAAUAAAAAAAUAAUGUAUGCACUCACUUAACUGUAAGUCGCUCUGGAUAAGAGCGUCUGCUAAAUGACUAAAAUGUAAAUGUAAAAAUCUAUAGGCUAAUACUCAGUUAUACACAGGUAUGUAAAUACUUAACUGUAUGGUGGGUAUUUUUAUCUCUCCACAGGCCUGACAGACAGUUGCAAGAUAUUGUUUACAAGAUGCUGCCACAUCUAGAAGAAAGUAAGUAUCCACAAGCCUUCCAUUUCUCACAUUUUCCCAACCGCCACAUGUCAAUAUUUUUGUUCUGCAAUUAAGAUAAAUAUUGUUCUUACUCUUUAUUUUCUUUGCAGUGGAGAGAGCAAGGAUGAUAGAUUUUUACAAACAGAGAGGACUGGAGGUGCCUAAACCAGGUAUAAAAUACCUACUUAUUUGUUGUUGCUGUUAAUUGUUUUUGGCAGAUAUUUGAUGGAGCUUUGAUUAUAUGAAUGGUUUGCAUAUUUGAAGACUGAAGACAGCCUCUACCUCUGGUGUUAUCCAUGUCAGUCUCUGUCUGUCUCAAUGCUGUGUGUGGAACAUUCCCCUAAUACUACUGUAACUCUUGUCUUUCUCUCUGACCUCAGUGGUGGCAUCCCCGGCGGUCCCUGUGCUGAAGAACCAGAAGCAGAGGAGGGAGUUGCUUCCCCAGUCUGUCUUCACCAUCCCUCCUGAACUGGACGUGUCUCUGCAGCUGGAGUUUGUGGGGUGAGUCUCUCCCUAGCAUUAGCGUCUUCUAUUUGAGGGAUGGGGGAUAUUCAGUGAAAUGUUAUUGUUUAUGUUUGUCUCUGGUCAUUCUUGCCUCCCCAGUAGAUUGUGCUGUUCUUCCAUUGAGUGCAUAGGGACUAGGACGAACAUUUCAAGUUAUAAGAUUGAUGGUUAACUUUACAAAAUUGGUUGCAGGGAUUAAGAAAAUUCUAUGUCAUGUUUUGUUUUGAUCCAGAGCGGAAGAAGGCAUAAACAACUAUAAGGUAAUUACUGCUGACAAGCUCUUUUCUCAAGUUUUAAUGACAGUUGUAUGAGACUGUUAAAAUAAAUAACAGUCACAGCGAUAACGCUGCUAUCCAGCCACUAUAUAGCAAUGGUCAUACAUAAAGUAAUGUUGUGAAGUUGAGUUGUUUUAGUUAUAUUGAUAUAUUGCUCAAAUGAAUAAGGGAUUGAAAUCUGUAACACUGGUGUCCCUGGCCAGCCUUUGGAGAGGCGGUACGUACGAGUGUCGGGCGAGGCCACCGUCCGCCAUGUGGAACUUUUCAUCAGGAGGAAGAUGGAGCUGAGUCCCACCUGCCAGGUCAGUGGGAGGAGAAUUCACGUUGACUUUACCAGGAUGUCUGAUGAGGUUAUGAACUAUUUCUGAAAGGGAACCCUGGCCAGAUGCCCGAUAGGGAAAGGCAUAAAUAUGUACAUACAGUAUAUCUCCUCGUUAUAAUGUGAGGGUGCGCUCUGCUUCAAGAAAGAGGCAUGUUGUGUAUAUACCUGUGUGUGAGGAACCCAUCUCAAUCACAUCCCCUGAAAUAUACCUUAGUGACCUGCAUUGUUGCAAUGCCAGGGCACUCUAGGACAAGCAGCCAAGUGCGAGGUCGAUGCACGUUAAGCUCAUCCAAGGACAGAGAGAGAAGUGUUCUUGUGUCUAAUAUGAAAGUGCAGAGUGUAACAACACAACCUGGGAGCAGAGCUACCUGUACAUAACGUGUUUAGCAGUAACACACCUGGACAGGGAUUAUAGGCUUAGGCUGAUUUCUUGGCACUCACCGGCUUCGUCUGGGAGUAAGAUCUGCAGAGGACAGAGGAAGGGUAACUACCCCAGAGCUCAGAGUGAUCUGAGUAGCAGGAGAACAGAUUGUAAGCACUGUCACAAGCAGUGACAUUGUCCAGAGUUCUGUUCAUUUUUAUUGAGAUCAGUUCUAAACCAGGGAUGGAAAUGUGAUUAUUCAGGAAUACUAUUUCUGUAUCUCAUUGAAAUUGAUCUCUCUCAGGUGCCCCCCCCCCCCCCCCCCCCAUUACAUUUGAGUCAUUUAGCAGACACGGUUUUCUAGAGUGACUUAAAGGAGCAAUUAGGGUUAAGUGCCUUGCUCAAGGGCACAUCGGCGGAUUGUGCACCUAGUCGGCUUGGGAAUCGAACCAGCGGAAUUUCGGUUACUGGCCCUAACCGCUAGGCUACCUGCUGAUGACCCCCAUGUACGUUGUCACUCGGUGUGUCACUCUCAUAUGAUGUCAUGCAGUCUAUCGAAAUGAUAUGAUGUCGUGUUGUGGUGCAGGUGGAUGUUGUGUGUGGAGACCACCUCCUGGACCGUUACCAGUCGCUGCGAGAGGUUCAGGGCUCCAUGGGAGACGAUGCUCUACAGGUGGGUCCACUCAAAGACCCUAUGUACUCCUAGUCACUCUUUGGUCUGGAAAUAGCCCUGAUAUUGUUAGCCUCCAUUUAUGAGUUUUUACUGUGUUUUUAUUCCCAGGAUGGUCUUUUGGUUCUCCACUUUGGACUGGUGCUGCCUGCUCACAUGUGAGCAGGGGAAAGUGGGAUGCAUGUGAUCCUGAUAUUAAUGCUGACCUUCAGGGAACCAUGGUCUUCAUUCUGCUACUAAUGCCUUACAGAAUCAAGUCUUCUCCUCUCUGCCUACUUGCCUGACUAUUUUCAGUAAAUUGCUGAAUCCAGGGUCCAGAUGUCUUCUUCUGUAAAUUGGUAGGGUUAUGUUAGGAUUAGGUUAUAGUUUUAUAUCUGAGAGACUGAAGUGAUUUCAGAGGGCUCAAAGAGAAAAAGGAUCUGUCAUGCUACUACUACCAAAAGCUCAUGUUUUUGCUACACUGUAGUUAUGAGUUGAAUGUACACUGUAUCUGUACGGUUUCUUUGUUUUACAUCAUACAUAAUUUAAGCGCUUUGAAAGUUUGUACAGACUGUCUAUAAAUGCUUAUUGUCACUUCAUGUGAUUGUCUUGAAUAUUGAUGAACCGUUUGAGUUUUUCCUGACCAGAGUUUAGAGACACACAGCUGUUACUUGAAGAUAAUUCAAACAGGCCUUUUUGAUACAUGUAGUUUCUCAAUAUUAACACUAAUAAAAUACUA
Coregonus sp. 'balchen' is the source of this 6223-nucleotide messenger RNA. NCBI's taxonomy places the organism in Eukaryota, Metazoa, Chordata, Actinopteri, Salmoniformes, Salmonidae. The record is from the annotation of a GenBank genome assembly.